This is a messenger RNA of Dermacentor albipictus, 588 nucleotides long. Its product is annotated as proteoglycan 4-like. Lineage: Eukaryota; Metazoa; Arthropoda; Arachnida; Ixodida; Ixodidae. The record is from RefSeq and is a predicted model, not a curated record.
AUGUCGAAACAAGACAGGCCUUCAAGAAAGCGACACGACUCGGUGGCCGACCCGCGAAAGAUCAAGAAAGACGAGGAGGACAGCGGCCUCGGCCCGAGCACGUCCAGAGCAGGCGCAUCGGGUACGGCUACAGAAGUGCCCAAAGUUCCUGCAGCUGCGCCCAGUCGCCCGACGACAAGGCAAAGUCACGCCAAGUCGACGCCGGAGCCCACUGCCCCCGAAACAACCGUCAAAUCUGCGCUGAAGACAGCGGUGUGGUCAUCUUUGACAAGCCCCUCUCCCACGCCACCUUCUCUGGGGGCGAUUCCUAAGAAGGUUGCUGCUAGAACAGCGGAGGGGGCCAAAGAUCAGAGCGAAGCGACCCCGACGACAGAGGUCCAGGGGCCGUCCGACCCCACGCUUCGAGUGUUCCACGAGCCACCUGAAGUGCUGGAGGAGGAGGGAAUACCUAAGAAGGCUGCGUCAGCCGCGGCGGAAGACGUUCCCUCUCAGACCAGUGAGACUCCGGACAGCCCGAUUCCUUCGACGUCGUUCACCGUGCAGGCUACAAUCCAAGAACCACCGUCUUCAGACCCGUCGCCGCCAUAA